CGGAAGGAGGCUGCAAAACCUAGCACUGGGGCCGAGCAACAACGCGCCAGGCGGUCAGGCCCCGCGCCGCGCGCCCCGCGCGCGCCCGCAUUUGCGAUUCCUUUCCCUCCUCGCGUGGCUACCCCCACGCGCAUUGUACCAGGACGGGGGGAUCCAUGGCGCUGGCGGCGCGACGGGGCUCCUGGUGGUAGGGCUCCUCCCUGGUGGCGGAUCUGGGGCCCGCGUCAUGGCGCUCUUCCGCAAGUUCUUCUACCGCAAGCCGCCCGACGGGCUCCUCGAGAUCACCGAGCGCGUGUACGUGUUUGAUUCUUGCUUCACAUCUGAUGUCUUUGAUGAUGAGAAGUACCGAGAUUAUAUUACUGACAUUGUUACGCAACUUCGGAGCCACUUCGCUGAUGCUUCAUUUAUGGUCUUCAACUUUCGGGAUGGAGAAAGUCAAAGUUUAUUGGCAAAUAUCUUAUCAAGCUAUGAUAUGGUAGUUAUGGACUAUCCCAGACAAUAUGAGGGGUGCCCACUCCUUACAAUAGAAAUGAUUCAUCAUUACUUAAGGUCGGGGGAGAGUUGGCUCUCUUUGGGACAGCAAAAUGUGUUAAUAAUGCAUUGUGAGCGUGGUGGCUGGGCUGUACUUGCAUUCAUGUUAGCAGGAUUGCUGUUGUACAGAAAACAGUUCAUUGGUGAGCAAAGGACACUGGAGAUGAUUUACCGGCAAGCACCUCGUGAGCUGGUUCAGUUGCUCUCGCCGUUAAAUCCUAUGCCUUCUCAGAUAAGAUACUUACAUUAUAUAUCUCGGAGGAACAUGAGCUCAGAGUGGCCACCUCAUGAUCGGGCACUUACUUUAGAUUGUGUGAUACUAAGAAACAUUCCAGGCUUUAAUGCAGAAGGUGGAUGUCGACCUAUAUUCCGUAUUUAUGGACAGGAUCCUUUACUUGCUACAAGUAACACCCCUAAGGUGCUCUUUGCAACACCAAAAAGGAGCAAAUAUGUUCGGCUUUACAAGAAGGCAGAUUGCGAACUGAUUAAGAUUGACAUCAACUGCCAUAUUCAAGGUGAUGUUGUCCUUGAAUGUAUUAGCCUUGAUGCUGAUCAAGAACGAGAAGAGAUGAUGUUCCGAGUCAUGUUCAAUACAGCCUUCAUUAGAUCUAACAUUCUAAUGUUAAACCGUGAUGAAAUUGACAUGAUGUGGGAUACCAAAGAUCGAUUCCCAAAGGAAUUCAGGGCUGAGGUUCUUUUAUCAGAAAUGGACACGGCAAAUCAAUUCGGUCCCAUGGAAGUUUCGGGUAUAGGAGAAAAGGAGGGCUUACCGAUUGAAGCAUUUGCAAAGGUUCAAGAGAUGUUCAGCAAUGUUGAUUGGCUAGAUCCGACAGGGGAUGCUGCAAUCCAACUUUUCCAGCGACUUACUUCAACAGAAAAUAUACAGUUGAGGCAAGGAUUCUUGUCUCCAAGUAAGAAAGAAGCAGAGUCAUUAGAGCUUGGUUCAAUUUCUCCAACCAACCAGCAUUCUGACAAUCUUCAACAAGAACCAAGCAACAUUUUACACCCCUCAGUUUAUGUGAACAAACAGGAAAGUGUUGGUGGCAGAAGAUUGACCCUGUUGCAGCCAUCCACUAAUUCUGAAGUCAAAACUGGAAUUUCUGUCAUCCAAGAAAAUCUAGGCUCUCUAAUUCACGAGGUUGACAGUAAUACCGAACAGUCAACUUCACUGGAAAAGGCUGUCCCGUCGACUGUGAAAUCUAUCGAACCGGUUCUUAAGGAUCAAAAUGCUAAGUUUGAUGAGCAACAUGGUUCAGACCAAUGCUCUUCACCCACUACAACUAUGUCACAUCGAUUUCCCGUUUCUAUUUCGUGCUCUGCUCUUUCUGGCAACUCCAGUCCUAGAUCACUUUCAGCUUGCCCAAGAUUCCAUAGCGCCCCUUCAGCCCUUGGAAUUACAACUCUGUUGGAAGAACAUGCUGGACACUCUAAGAGUUGUAGUUCAACCAUAACCUCGACUACAGUAUCAAAUGUCUCAACUGGUGUAGUCAAAAUUACAUCAAAACUACCAUCAGGACAACAUUCAGCAACAACAGGUACUCCUGUUAUAACAAAAGGUAUGCCACCAUGCCCCCCUCCACCAUCACCACCAUCUUUGCUGGUAUCAGAUGCUAUUAUGAUGUCAGAACCAAAAGACUCAUCUCAACCUGCUCUCAAGCAUUCAGGCCUUCCAUCUUAUCCAGAGAGACAAUCUACAUUUCAGUCACUUGAAACUAGUACUCUGCCCACGAAUCCUCAGAAAUCUUCAACUAGCGCCGCAAAUGAAUCGCUGCAAACUUCUGCUCCACCACCACUCCCACUGCCCAUGUCAUCAGCAACUUCCAGUUCUUCUAGUAUUUACCAUCUGCCUCCAGAUUCUGUGCCUGUCCCUCCAACUUCAUUCAGACCUCCAGUGCCAGCUACACCGCAACCACAAUCAUCGCCACUGCCACCCCCGCCUCCAGCCUCUCCUAGGUUUCCACCCUUUAGGUCUAAUGCACCAUCACCACCGCCACCACCUCCAGCACCUGCUUCUAGUUCGUCUCCUCUUAAUCUGACUGGGCCACCUCCAUUCCCACCUCCCCCACCUUCACCUAGGUGCUCUCCCAGAAGACCUGCACCGCCACCACCUCCACUACUUCCUUCUUCAUCUACCAUUAGAGCUUCAACGCCACCUCCAUCUGGAACAACUUCCGGUCCCCCUCCUCCCCCACCGCCAUGCUAUUCAUCAAAACAAUCACCCAACCCCAUGGGCAAUUCAAUGCCGUCACCUCCUGUUCCACCACCACCCUCCCAUGGAGGUCGCAGUGGAGCUUCUGGCAACGCUGUACCCCCGCCAGCACCUCCCGGUGGUAAUGCUAAACUGCUUGGUUCUCAGGGGCGUGGACCUGCACCUCCUUCAGGUCCGACGUCAAAGAGCUUUCACUCUGGUCAGGCUAUGUCCAGAAGGUCCAAUUUAAAACCACUUCAUUGGGUGAAAGUAACAAGAGCAAUGCAUGGUAGUUUGUGGGCAGAGUCACAAAAGCCUGACGAAACUUUAAAAGCCCCAGUGUUUGAUAUGUCAGAAUUGGAAAAUCUUUUCUCAGCUGUUCUGCCAAAUUCAGAUUCAAGGCGCUCAGACAAGUCAGGCAAUCGUGCAUCUGGGCCUAAAUCAGAGAAAAUUCAUCUUAUUGAUCUUCGCCGAGCUAACAAUUGUGGAAUCAUGCUUACCAAAGUCAAAAUGCCACUGCCUGACCUAAUGAGUGCAAUUCUGGCCUUGGAUGAUACUGUCCUGGAUGCUGACCAGGUGGACAACCUUAUUAAGUUCACUCCAACUAAAGAUGAAAUAGAACUUCUAAAGGGUUACAAAGGAGAUGAGCAAAUACUUGGAGAAUGCGAACAGUUCUUCAUGGAGCUUAUGAAAGUACCACGUGUAGAAUCUAAGCUGAGAGUUUUCUCAUUUAAGAUCCAAUUUCGUUCUCAGGUUUCGGACCUUAAGAGAAAUCUGAACAUUGUUAAUUGUUCUGCAGAAGAGAUAAGGGGGUCAGUCAAGUUGAAAAGGAUUAUGCAAACAAUUCUUUCUCUGGGUAAUGCAUUGAACCAAGGCACUGCCAGAGGUUCUGCUGUUGGGUUCAGGUUGGAUAGCUUGCUCAAACUAAGUGACACUCGCGCCCGUAACAACAAGAUGACUUUAAUGCACUAUUUAUCUAAGGUGCUUUCUGAGAAACUUCCGGAACUUCUAGAUUUUCCAAAAGACCUGGCUAGCUUAGAGUUGGCAGCAAAGAUACAAUUGAAGUCUUUAGCAGAGGAAAUGCAGGCUGUAAAUAAAGGACUCGAGAAAGUUGAGCAAGAGCUUACUACAUCUGAAAAUGAUGGUCCUGUGUCAGAGAUCUUUCGCAAGACACUGAAGGAUUUUCUCAUUGGCGCUGAAGCUGAAGUGAGGUCUUUGACCUCACUUUAUUCUAAUGUGGGUCGAAACGCGGAUGCAUUAGCGCUUUAUUUUGGAGAAGAUCCAGCGCGAUGUCCAUUUGAGCAAGUAGUCACAACACUCCUAAACUUUGUGAGAUUGUUCACACGCUCCCAUGAAGAGAACUGUAAACAACUGGAUCUUGAAAAGAAGAAAGCUCUGAAGGAAGCAGAAGAGAAUAGUAAGCAACUGGACCUUGGAAAGAAGAAAGCUCAAAAGGAAGCAGAAACAGAGAAAACAAAAACUCUAAAGGAAGCAGAAGAUAACAGUAAGCAAUUGCACCAUGAAAAGAAGAAAGCUCAGAAGGAAGUAGAAAUAGAGAAAACAAAAACUCUGAAGGAAGCAGAAGACAAUAGUAAGAAACUGGACCUUGAAAAGAAGAAAGCUCAGAAGGAAGCAGAAACAGAUAAAACGGAAAAUAAAUCCGAUAAUGAGGAAGCAUGUAAGAAAGAAUCAGCAAAUGAUAAAGGUUCAAAAAAAGGAAUCGGCAAAUGAGAAAGCUAAGCUAAACAAUUCGAUCAAAGAGUUAGAUAUAUCACCUCAACCUCCUGCACAAACUGCUAGUGCCAAAUGAUGACAGUACCAGAUGAACUAGGGAUAAUAGCUUUUUUGACAAUGGAGGAAAGUGGAUUCUGCCUCUUUCCGAUGGUGCUCUCUCGCUUGCUGUCUGUUAGGUGAAUCAUGCAGGGUAUUGUGGAUCUGACAUUGAAGUAAAACUAGCUGUAACAAGGAAGUCACUAACUGCACUGUUAAUACUUUCUCAGGGGGCUGUUGAAGAAACGACCCUGGGGACAAGCUGUACAAAUCUGACAUAAUGAUAGUUUGCCUUUUGGGUAUAGAUUAUCCUUAAUAUUUGUUAUCUUCUUGAUUGCAUGUAGCUAAUGUCUCGCAUAAUGUAAAAAAUAAAAUAGAUCAAUAGAAUAACUACUGAUGUAUGUCUAGGUAAUUAGGCUUUUCUUAGCUGUUGUAAAAAUAAAGUUCCGUUUGCACGGAAUGUUGUUUCUUUAGUCUACUCCCUACAUCUUCAAAAGAAUGCAAUUCUCAUUUCCUGAGAAGUCAAACGAUUUCAAGUUUUACCAAAUUUAUACAAAUAAUAUUAAUAUUUAUGUUA
This is a messenger RNA of Panicum virgatum (switchgrass), 5066 nucleotides long. RefSeq names its product formin-like protein 6. Bases 227 to 4450 code for a protein of 1407 amino acids. The record is from RefSeq and is a predicted model, not a curated record. Lineage: Eukaryota; Viridiplantae; Streptophyta; Magnoliopsida; Poales; Poaceae. The transcript has 20 exons.